Messenger RNA from Durusdinium trenchii, 2158 nucleotides. Lineage: Eukaryota; Dinophyceae; Suessiales; Symbiodiniaceae. The record is from the annotation of a GenBank genome assembly.
GAAAUUCCACAUUCGGCAGCUGCGAGCGUUCUGGGAUUCCUCCCUUUGGCCUGUUUUGCCCAUGGGCGAAGAAUCCCUCUUCGUUGAUGAGGAGUUUCGAGGUGAUUCUGCCCUGGGUUCCUGUGAUGUACAGGAGUGGCGGAAGCCGUUCAAAUGGAUAAGAGCAGGGAAGAAGCUUCACCCGAAUGCGACCCUCUUCUCGGUGAUACAGGCAGACAAUAUCAAGCAAGGUGAGCUGGGUGAUUGUUGGCUUUUGGCUGCGAUCGCAGUCAUGGCAGACUUUCCUGGACAUAUUAUGAAUCUAUUCGAAAAUAAAGACAUCCCUGACGAUGGCAGAUGUGUGGUGCGACUCUUUCACAUCAGAGAUGGGUGGCAGGAUGUGGUUAUUGACACCUUGCUUCCCUGCGACAAAUAUGAAACUCCUUUGUUUGCUCAGCUCGAAGGGGACAGUGGAAGUCUUUGGGCAUUGCUGCUGGAGAAGGCGUUUGCGAAGUUUGUCGGGAGCUAUGAGGGGCUCAUUGGUGGAAGUACCACUUGGGCGUGGCAGGUCCUCACAGGCCAACCUUGGAUGGCAAGAUGGACGCGAAAGGACGCAGCCUGGACCCGAUGGGAGAUGUGCGACAUACAGGACUGCUUCUCACGAGAGGAAGACAAGGGGAGGAAAGCAGCAGAACAGUGGCGCGUUGAGGGCAUGCGAGGUGGAAGGUGGAAAGGACCAGCUGAAACCCAGAAUGAUGAUGGAAUGUUUGAGGCCUUAGCUUCCUACACUCAGGCAGGUUAUGCCAUCAGCUGCUCCAUUGGGGAGGGCGGUAGUGAGGAGAAGCGGCCUGAUGGUCUUCUUGCAAAGCAUGCUUACUCAGUUCUUCAGGUCUUGUGUGCGUUUGGACAACGGUUGGUGGAGGUGCGAAAUCCCUGGGGAAAGGGUGGCGAGUGGAAUGGACCUUGGUCGGACAACAGCCGAGAGUGGAAGGACCACCCACAGAUUACCGACGAUCUACGAGUUGUGGAAGCAGAUGAUGGGCGCUUUUGGAUGCCAUGGGAUGCCUUUGUGCAUGUGUUUGGCGGGCACAUUGUAGUUUGUCCUGUGACGCUGCCUGUUCCAAUGAACUCGCAGCUGCUUGAUGCUGAAUCGUCGAGGGCCGUGAAGAAGGUGAAGUGUCCGCAAUGCCGGCAGCCCUACACCAAAAGCUGGGUCAUGAAGAUGGAGACGCGUGGCAAAGCUGAUCAGUGGAUUCGCCUUGCAGAUGGAAAGACUUUGUGUUUCCUAUGCCUCCGGGCAACUUGCCGCGCCAGCGAGGAGUACCUCCUACGACUACGAAUUGCUCCUGGAAUUGCUGGGGUGCAUUGUCAAACCAAACUAGCACUUGCUCCUCCCAAAGGACCCCGGAAGGCUCUCUUGGAGGAAUGCAAAUAUGGUGCUGAGUGCUACCGCCGCAACCCACAGCACUUCUACGAGUUUUUUCAUCCCAGCCUGAUGCCUCCAGCACCGCCGUGUGAAAGUGGCUGCGGGCGCUCCGCUGCCUCCGGGUUCAAGACCUGCUGCAAGAAAUGCAUCAGCGCUCCUCCAAAUCUCAAAGUCUCCAUUCCUGGAGAGCAUGCCGAAUUGUCUGGUUUGUACACUGCUUCGGCAACAAGGCGUGAGCACGGUCUGCCGGUGUGGAAGCAAUCAGGGGGGAGAGGCUGGCUCUGGAAGGGGCAUGUUUGGAUGAUGGCGCUGUCAGAAGACAAAGUGGGCGGCACCAGUGGUCUCAUUGCGGAGGACACUGGCGACAGCAUGCCGGUUCGUUCUCCUCACUUGGUAGCUCACUGGCAGGCUGCUGGGCGAGGCGGAUGGAACAAACUUGAAGGUAUGAAGGUGGACAUUGAUGCAGCCGCUGCUGAGAGCCCUACGCAUGAUGAUUUCUGCCAGACCCGCGAAGAGCGAGAAAGUCGCUUGCGGCAGAAGGCAAAUGAUGUGUUAAAGAAGUUUCCCGGGGAGGUCAAGCCCGUUGCGGCGUAGCGAGUCAGCCAACGGUGGAGCACAGACAGGAGUUGUGGAGACACAACUCCAGCCAGCUGCACAAAGUGCAUGCUGCAUGCUUGUUUUAGUGUUUGUGUGAGUGCUGAGAAUUUUCAAGAAAUUCACUUGAUGACUUGAUGGCCUUUGCGCUCCUGAAAA